Molecule: messenger RNA, 1788 nt
Organism: Elgaria multicarinata webbii
Lineage: Eukaryota; Metazoa; Chordata; Lepidosauria; Squamata; Anguidae
Product: keratin, type I cytoskeletal 47 kDa-like
Exons: 8
Coding region: 79-1563 (494 amino acids)
Biological process (GO): epithelial cell differentiation; intermediate filament organization
Cellular component (GO): cytoskeleton
Molecular function (GO): structural molecule activity
Source: RefSeq, a predicted model, not a curated record
GCCCACCAAGUCAGCGCACUCUUUCUUACCAUCUUGCCUUGCUAGGACAGGACAGGUCAUCCUUCUUGCUCAGUCACCAUGGCUCUCUCAGUCCUCACGUCUGGCUCCUCCCGACAACUUUCCUCCUACAGUGUUGGAGGUGGAGGUGGAGGAUCUGUGAGACUAUCUAGUAUUGGAGGAUAUAGUGGUGGUUCCAGAUUUGCUGGAGGUUAUAGUGGAGGGAGCUAUGGUGGAGGAAGCCUUGCUGGGGGAUACGGCAUGGGCUUGGGUGGCGGCAUGGGCAUGGGUGGUGGCAUGGGCAUGGGUGGUGGCAUGGGCUUGGGUGGCGGCAUGGGUGGUGGCAUGGGUGGUGGCAUGGGUGGUGGCUUUGCCGGUGGCAGCUUUGCCAGUGGCAGCUUUGCCGGUGGCUAUGGUGGUGGCUUUGGGGGGGGAGAUAGCAGUCUCCUUAGUGGUGACGAGAAGCAGACCAUGCAGAAUCUCAAUGACCGCCUUGCUAACUACUUGGGCAAAGUGCAUGCUCUUGAGGAGGCCAAUGCGGAUCUGGAACUCAAAAUCAAGGAAUGGUAUGCAAAGUUCAGCACGCCUGACACCGACCGAGACUACAGCAAAUAUUUUAACAUCAUUGAAGAUCUUCGGAAUAAAAUACUUAGACAGACUACUGAAAAUGCUGGGAUCGUUUUGCAAAUUGACAAUGCUCGACUAGCUGCUGAUGAUUUCAGACUUAAGUUUGAAAAUGAAUUGUUACUACAUCAGAAUGUGGAGAGCGAUAUCAAUGGCCUACGGAGAGUCUUGGAUGAAUUAACCAUGACUAGGUCUGACCUAGAGGUGCAGAUUGAAAGCCUGACUGAGGAGCUUGCCUACCUCAAGAAGAACCACGAGGAGGAACUGAGGAACUUCCGAGGGCUAACUAGUGGAGAAGUCAACGUCGAAAUGGAUGCUGCUCCAGGAGUAGACCUAACUAAACUUCUGAACGACAUGAGAUCCCAGUAUGAAGAACUUGCUGAAAAGAAUCGGAGAGAGGCAGAAGAACAGUUCAACAAACAGGUUGGAGCACUGAGGCAAGAGAUAUCGGCCAAUGUGGAUCAGCUGAGCUCAAGCAAGAGUGAAAUUACUGAUCUGAGGCGUACUGUGCAGGGCCUGGAACUGGAGCUUCAGGCCCAACUUGCCAUGAAACAAUCUCUUGAAGGCACUUUGGCAGAAACAGAACGAAAUUACUGUGAUCAGCUUGGCCAAAUACAAGGUCAGAUCAGCAGCUUAGAAGAACAACUGAUGCAACUCCGGUCUGACAUGGAGACCCAGAAUAUGGAGUACCAGCAUCUUAUGGGCAUCAAGACGCGUCUGGAGAAAGAGAUUGAGACGUACCGCCGCCUACUGGAUGGGGAAGGAAGUGCCUUUGGAUCUGGAGCGUCUUAUGGCUCUACCACCUAUAGCUCUAUGGGUUCGGGAAGUUCUGGCAAAGAAUCAACAAAAACCAGAAUGGUUAAGACAAUUGUAGAAGAAAUGGUGGACGGCAGAAUUGUUUCAUCUCAGGUCAGAUCAGUUGAAGAGAAGCCGACUAAAUAAGCACCAAGAAACUGCAAGAAAUCUUUUCUUUUAACACACGUCCUGGCAGAGAAGCAAAGGCCUGGAAAUCAUUUCUUUUUUUAAAAAAAAACAACAACCAUUUUUUCUAGACAUUCCUCUUUUCUAUCCACUUUUCAUUAAGCAAACCUCUAAAGUGCAUUCUGAAAUUCUGACCUCUUUUAGCUGUAACAGUUCAAUAAACCUUUUUACUAUUUGCAUGACAAA